Pleurotus ostreatus (oyster mushroom) is the source of this 3615-nucleotide messenger RNA. NCBI's taxonomy places the organism in Eukaryota, Fungi, Basidiomycota, Agaricomycetes, Agaricales, Pleurotaceae. The record is from the annotation of a RefSeq genome assembly.
AUGAAAAAUAAUUUUUACUUAAUUGCAAACUUUGCUAGAAGUUUUGACAUCUUUCACUAUAACAGUAAUAUACCUCAUUUAGUUUCUAGUAUUUUUUAUACUGAAGAAUUAAAAAGAGAAAAAUUUGAAAACAUUCCUUUAGACAAAGAUAGAAAUUUAAAUAUUAUAUAUAUAAAGGACUCCGAUAUUAAUAAUUUAAGUCUUACAAAACCUAGAGAUCAUAUAAAUAUAAUUGAAAUACCUAAAAUUUAUUUAUUGAAAGAAAUAUUAAACAGUGAUGAAAAUAAUGAAAUAGAUCCUAAAUUAUUAAAUAAAUUAAGAGGUCAAAAAGUGUUUAAAGAAAUAAUUGAUUCUUUAUUAAGUGAUUACCAAAAUUUUGAUAAAAUAAAAAAUAUUAAUCUAAAUCAAUAUAUCUUUAUAUUUGAGAAUUUAAAUUGGUUUACUGUACAAUUAAUAUUUAAAAAUUUAAAUAUUGUAUUAAGUGGAGGUACUUUAAAUAAAAGACAUAUAGUUUCUACGACAAAUUUUAAUUUAAUUAAGUUUUUAAUUUCAUUAGAUUUUAAAGAUAAAGAUAUUUAUAAUAGUUUUAGUCAUUUUUAUAAAUAUGAAAGCAGCAAAGAAAUAAAUUUAAAUAAAAAUCAGAUCCUUAAUAUGGAUAAAGCAUUAAUGUUAAAAAUUAUUAAAGAUCUAAAUAAUCUAAUUUCUUCUGAAGUAAAUACAGAUUUAAAUACAACAAAGAAAGAAAUUAAUACUUUAACUCAAAAUGUGAUUAACUUAGAGCAGGAAAAGUUAGAAUUUAAAAAUAAAAAAAUACAAUUAAAUAAAAAUCUUAAAGAUUCUAAAAAAUUAAUUUCUUUGGAUAAAAGCAUAGAAUCUUUAAAUACAAGAAUAAAAGCUCUAGAAGAAACUUUAUUAAAUUUUGAAAAUUUAAUAAAAUAUUUUUAUAAUCGAGAAGAGGUUACAUCCAAAUUAAAUUUUGACGAACUAAGAGAAUUGUAUAUCGAAGAUUAUUUAAAUCUUAGAACAAAUCAUUUAAAGAAAAAAAUAAAAGAGAGUUUUCAAACUAAUCAUAAAAAAAUAAAUAAAAUUAAAAACCCCACUCCAAAUUAUUCAAAUCUAAGAAGAUUCAGUAGUUGAACUAGUUUAUUAAAAAAAAAUAUUAUUAAUAUUAAUAAUAUUCAAGAAAGAAAAUUUUCUACUUCUAAAUUAAAUUUAAAUAUUGAAAGUUCUAAUUCUAAAUUCUUUACAGAUAAAAAAUUUAAUCUUAAUGAUAUAAAUUCUAGAAAUCUUUUUUUAAAUUAUUUAGAUGAAAUAAUUAAAGAUGCUCAUUUAGACCCUAUAGGUUCUCAAAAUAAAUUAGAAACUAAAUGGACUGAAUAUUAUUUAGAAAAAUCAAAUAGUUUUGAAAAAACUAGUAAAUAUAAUUUUAAAACCGUAAUAAAUAAAUCAUUAGAAACAUUAAAUUUAAAGAACAAAACUAAGACUUUUAAGAAAAAAUUUCCUUUAUUUUAUGAUAAAAUAACUAAAGAUCAUUUAAUAAUAAGCUAUAGUAUUAUUACUACAUUUUAUGAAAAAUUAGGAUUUACUGCUAUUGCUUUUAAAUUAGCGAAUGAUAUUUUAUUUAAUAUUUAUGCUGAAGAGUGGAAAACUAAUAUUAAAGAUAAGUAUAUUCCUUUCCAAAUGUUCCUUUCAGCUAAGGGUAUAAAUGAUAUAACUAAAUUAAACUUAGGUAAUUUUUUUAUUGAAAUCUUUUGUAGUAAACCCACAAAUUUAUUUGAAAGAGUAUAUAAAGAAACAGAUAGCCUAGAUAAUUUAGAAUUCAGUGAAAAUGAUUUAGCUAAGUUAGUAGUUAAUGAAGAAUAUUUGGAUUUUAUAAAUAAAAAUUUUAUCCUUUAUAAUCAUUCUUUACCUAUGUUAUGUAAACCUAAUUUAUGAAAUGAGAAAGAAUAUGGAGGAUUUUUAGAUAAUAAAGAAAAAAUGAAUAGUGUAAUAACAGGCUCUAUCCAUCAAAAUCAUUCAGUAGAAUCUAAAGAUGAAUUAUAUAAAAGUAUAAAUAAAUUAAAUAGUGUAAAAUUAAAAAUUAAUAAUGAAUUAUUAACUUAUUUAGAAAGUGAAGGUCUGUAUAUUUUAAAUUAUUAUUUUAAAAAUAAAAUAAAAGAUCAAACAGAUUAUAAUCAAAACUUAAUCACUUUAAAAUUAGCUAAUUCGUAUUCUAAAUAUCAAAAUCCUAUAUAUAUCAGUUGUAAUGCUGAUUGGAGAGGAAGAAUUUAUACUCAAUCUUUUUAUUUAUCUUAUCAAGGUGGAGAUUUAUCUAGUUCUUUAAUUAAUUUAUUUGAAGGAAAUUCUUUAAAUGAAAGUGGUUUAAAUUAUUUUUAUAUUUAUGGUGCCAAUUGUCACAAUGAAAAUGAUUUAUCUAAAGAAAGUUUUGAUUCUAGAAUUAAUUGGGUUAAAACAAAUUACGAUAAAAUUAUUAAUCUGAAUAAAGAUUUAAUUUUAAAAGCAGAUAAUUUAUUCUUAUUUACAUCUUUCUGUUUAAAUAUGAAAAAAAUACAUGAAGAUAAAAAUACUAAAAUAUAUAUGCCUAUUUACUUAGAUGCUACUUGUUCUGGAAUUCAACAUGUUUCUUCAUUAAUUUUAGAUUUAGAUAGCGGGAAAAAAGUAAAUUUAACUUCGCAAACUAAAGAUCAAAAAGUAGGAGAUAUUUAUACUGAAUUACUUAAACCUAUUAAUUUAGCUAUUAAUCAAAAAGGUAUAGAAAAUCCAGAAAAAUAUCCUGAAUUUAGACAUAUAAAAUUAAAAAGAAAAAAUAUUAAAACUCCUAUUAUGACUAAAAUUUAUAAUGUUACUGUUAUAGGUAUUGCGGAUCAAUUAAGAAAUUCUUUUGAAAAAGUAAAAAUAAAUAACAACACUUACUAUAAGGUACCUUCUUCCAAUGGUUCUGUGAGAAUCUCUUAUUUAGAUACUUUUGAGAUAGCCCAAAUAAUUAAUAAUGAGAUUUUUAAAAAUUUACCUUCAUUAAAAACCGUUUAUGAUUAUUUUAAAAGUAUAGUUAAAAUAUGCCUAAUGUUUAGUAUACCUAUAAGUUGGUUUACCCCUUCUGGAGUAAAAAUAACUCAAUCUUAUACUAGAUCUAUUCAAAAUAAAGUAUCUAUCUCAUUUAAAAAUAAAACUAAAAGCGCAAUAUUAAGAGAAUUUACUGGCAUUAUUGACAAUAAAAAACAAGCUCAAGCUAUUAUUCCUAAUAUUAUACGUUCUUUAGAUGCUUCUCAUUUAAUGAAUAUUCUAAAUUCUAAAGAACUAGUUAAUUAUCCCCUACUUACUAUUCAUGAUUGUUUUGGAAGCCAUCCUAAUAAUAUUAAACUUUUAAAGAACAUAGUUAUAUUAGAAUUUAUAAACUUAUAUGCUAAUGAAAGUUUCUUAUUACUAUUCCAUCAAAGAAUAAUACAAAACUUUAAAGAUAAUCAAUUUGAAUUCUUUGAGGAUGAAACAAAACAAUUAGUUAUUGUAAAUCCUAAUAAUAAGAAAAAAAUAAAAAAAGUCUACUUUCCUGAAUUACCUAAAUUAGGAAAAUUAAAUUUAAAGGAUAUAUUAAAGUCUGAAUAUAUAAUAACAUAA